CACCAUCUGCGCACGCAGCGCACAAUAGCAGCAACCGCGCAAGUUGCCUUUUUCCCGCAGACAAGAUCACACGUGUCUCGCACUGAAACAUCCACGUCAGUGUCACUGUUCCAGUACCCAUCACUUCAAACUUCGCUUUACCUUUUUUUCCCUUGCUCCAUUUUUUCUUACCUCACAGAAAAUAUUCCCUUAUUUAGGGCUUUUUUUUUUCCUCCAAUUUCCCCUGUUUUCUUCCUUACCAAACCCACCACCGCCAAUGGGUUCAAUCGCCGAUCCCGGCGAGUUGGUUCACCCGGAACCGCCGCCGAGUUUCGAUGACUUCCAGCGCCAGACUUCUCUGAUGACCAGCUGUACUCUACUCUGGAAGGAGCUUUCCGAUCACUUCACUUCCCUUGAACAGGACCUCGAGAAGAAAUCCGCCGCCUUGAAGGCCAAAUUCGAAACCCUAGACAACGAGACCAAGCUCUUCAUGGAUGAGCUUUCCCAGCGGGAGUCCACUCUGGAGACCACUCUCUCCAUGGCGCUGAAGAAAGUUGAGAAGACGAAGAAAGAAGCGAUUUUCGCCGCCGCCUCGAAGGAAAAUGGGGAAAACCGAGAUGGUGAGGUGGAUGAUUCGGUUGGUGUGCUUGUGAGGUUGAAGUCGUACUGUAUUAGGAUGGAUUUUAAGAAUUUCUGGGGAUUUGUUGUGGUAAGGAAGAAGGAAUUGGAGUUAUUGAGGCAGGAGAUUCCUAAAGCUUUAGGAGAAUGUGUUGAUCCUCCCAAGUUUGUGCUGGAGGCGAUUUCUGAGGUGUUUCCGGUGGAUAUUAGGAAGUGUGCUGAGAAUAACGGUGGUGGAAACCUUUUCGGGAAUGACCUUGGGUGGGCUUGUGUGUUGUUGUUGGAGUCAUUGAUUCCGGUGAUGGUGGAUCCUGUGCUGGGGAAGAAGAGGAUGCUGGUGACUCCGAAAAUUAAGGAGAGAGCUGAGGAGAUUGCGGAGAUAUGGAAGAGGAGUUUGGAGGAGAGAGGUGGGAUUGAGAAUGUGAAGACUCCGGAUGUCCAUACGUUUCUGCAGCAUUUGGUGACUUUUGGGAUCGUUAAGGAAGAUGAUUUGGAGCUGUAUAGGAAGCUCGUUGUGGCUUCUGCUUGGAGGAAACAGAUGCCUAAACUUGCUGUUUCUCUUGGUCUUGGUGACAAAAUGCCUGAUAUGAUUGAAGAGCUGAUUAGCCGAGGACAGCAGGUUGAUGCUGUACAUUUCACCUUUGAAGUUGGUCUUGUGGACAAGUACCCACCUGUUCCCCUUUUAAAAGCUUUCCUCAAGGAUGCAAAGAAGGUAGCCACUUCAAUUCUGGAGGAUCCAAACAAUUCUGGGCGAGCUGCGGUAUUCUUCCGUUUUUUGCUUCUUGAUCAGUACUGGGUUCAACAAAUCUUUAUUUUGUACUUCUUUGGCAUGAUCAAACAACUUACCUUCCUGCUUUCGAGUAUCUUUCUGUUCUUUUCUUCUCUCCUUUGGAUCAUACCCAUGUUGGAGUUGAUGUUUAAUAAUAGGGCUGUCAUUUCUUCUGAGACCCGAGUGAUUAUUCAUCUUUACUAAUUUUUUUCACACGCAUAUCACUAAUCUUCUUCUUUUGUGUCUCUACCUAACAGAAUUUUUUGUUUUUGUUUUUUUGAUGACUUGUGUAGCAUCUGGCAUCAAAGAAAGAGCAAUCGGCAUUGCGAGCUGUCAUUAAAUGCAUUGAAGAGUACAAACUCGAGGAGGAGUUCCCACCGGAGAGCCUCAAGAAGCGGCUUGAACAACUGGAGAAAACCAAGGCAGAGAAGAGGAAGCCUGUUGUUGUUCCUGCUAAUAAACGAACACGUGCCAGCACUGGAGGCCCAAUGCCCCCAGCCAAGGCAGGUCGUUUGACAAAUGCCUACGUUUCAUCAUUCCCUGCAGCUCCAGCAUAUGUCAGGUCUCCCCCAUACACCCAGUACCCUGCUGGUAUGCCAACAUAUCCCUCCCCACCCGCCAUCUAUGGACAUGGAAGCAGAAGUCCUCCGUACGCAUACUCACCCGAGGCAUAUCCAGGAGCCCCCCUGACUUACCCGGCAUAUGGAGCCUACGGCAAUGGGAUGGCACCAGCUAGUCCAGUUUACCAACAACCUUACUACUGAUCGACAUGACUGGCCAUCUGAUACGGUUGACAACUGAUAUCAUGACCCAAUGCAAAAGAAUGUCUUUUUAAGGUGGUUUGUAAUCAGUAAUCACUAACGUUAAUCGUAGCUUUAUCUGUGUGUCAAUCCUUAAUUCUUACUUUCCCGUCUGUGACUUGUGUUUGUCAAGUGCAGAACCUGUACUUCUGAUGUUGAUGAAACUUCCACUAUUAGGUGUUUUGUGAAAAGUAAUUACUAAAAAUGAGGCAUAACGUAAGGGUGGAAACAACUGUUAGGUGUUUAAUGCCUUGAUGGUUAAUCUUAUAGAAUGUUACUUCCUUUUAUCUAUAGAAUUAAUUACUCCAAAAGUACUAAAAAGAUGCCAUCUAUAUUCAUUCAGAACUAAAAAGAAAAAAUUGUUACACUUUAAUACGAAAUAGUGAGUUUUAAUUUUUUUUUUGAUUCUCCAUUUGUUUUUCGAGG
Molecule: messenger RNA, 2592 nt
Organism: Oldenlandia corymbosa var. corymbosa
Lineage: Eukaryota; Viridiplantae; Streptophyta; Magnoliopsida; Gentianales; Rubiaceae
Source: the annotation of a GenBank genome assembly